CUCACCCCAGGAUUUAAUAUCCAAGCGUCUCCCAGUAAGGGGAGGAUACAGUCAGUCCUGAGGACGGAAGGGUAUGACCAGCCACACAGAGUACACCAGCCAGAAGUUUAGUCUGCAAGAAUGAUAUGACAUGGCCCUGCAGCUUUGGAAGUAAAGGCUCACUUAAAUCCUGAAAAGCUACACAACCUUACACUUCCAGAAAAAAUGGCAGAAGUUACAAGUGGUGCAUGCAAAUCCUGCAGUGUACUGACCUGGGAUCAAGUAAGCCGUUUGAAUGAGGUCCUUACAGAGGCUGUUCCUGUUCACGGUCGAGGUAACUUCCCAACUUUAGAGGUGAGACUGAGAGAUAUCAUCCAAAUUGUCCGAAACAGACUCGGGGAACAAGGUGUUCAAGUUAAGGAUAUCCGUUUAAAUGGCUCCACUGCAAGCCAUGUUUUGGUGCCGGACAAUGGCUGGAGUUACAAGGACUUGGAUCUAAUAUUUCGAGUGGAUCUUCAGAGUGAGGCAAUAUUCCAGCUGAUCAAGGAUGUUGUUUUGGAAACACUCUUGGAUUUUUUGCCAGAAGGGGUUAAUAAGGAAAAGAUUACCCCCAUGACUCUGAAAGAGGCCUAUGUUCAGAAACUGGUAAAAGUUUACACUGAGCAGGACAGAUGGAGUUUGAUUUCUCUUUCCAACCACAAUGGUAGAAAUGUAGAACUGAAGUUUGUUGACUCAAUCAGACGUCAGUUUGAGUUCAGUGUAGAUUCUUUUCAAAUUGUUCUUGACUCCUUGCUGUUUUACUAUGACUGCUCACAGAAUCCCAUGUCCGAGCACUUCCAUCCAACUGUUAUAGGAGAAAGCGUGUAUGGUGACUUUGAUGUUGCUUUGCACCACUUGAAAAAUAAGCUCAUAACUACAAAGAAUCCAGAAGAAAUUCGGGGAGGUGGGCUUCUUAAGUAUUGCAAUCUGCUGGUUAGAGAUUUCAAACCAGCAGAUGAGGAUGAAAUCAAAGCUUUGGAGAGGUACAUGUGCUCAAGGUUUUUUAUAGACUUUCCUGAUAUUGUGGAGCAGCAGCACAAACUGGAGUCUUACCUUCACAGCCAUUUUGUUGGUGAGGAAAAAAGUAAAUAUGAUUAUCUGAUGAUCCUUCGCAGGGUGGUCAAUGAGAGCACAGUGUGCCUCAUGGGACACGAGAGGCGGCAAACUCUUCAUUUGAUUUCCCUUAUUGCUGUCCGUGUCCUGGCAGAGCAAAAUGCAAUACCAGAUGCAUCGAGUGUUACAUGCUAUUACCAGCCAGCUCCCUAUGUGAGAGACUUAAACUUCAGCAACUACUAUGUAGCCUCCUGCAAUCAUUCGUACCCAACUUGGUUGCCCUGUAACUAAGGUUGUGAUAAAGAGGUUCAAGAACUUUUUUUCCUUUUUUUUGCUCUCACUUGAACUGAAAUAAAGUGGACAGAAGCACUUGAAUGUUAUGGGGGUAGUGUAGGUAAUUUUUAUAAGCUUUUGUCAAGGGAGCAUGUGGUUGGGUGGCAGGGUAGGUGUAUACUAUAUAGUUCUUGGACCCAAACGCUGUCAGCACUUUUUAUGUCUUUCCAUAUUCUAUGAAUAUAGUCUCCUGCUCCACUUAAACACUUUUUUUUGUGUUGGAAAGAUGUAAAAAGUAGGUAUAGAAUUAAACAAAUUAAAAAGGGGAGGGGGGAAGUGUUGAUUAGAAGUAUUCUAGACAUGUUUACAUUAAAAUUUUCGUUAAAUAAUGAAAGUAAUUUAAUUAAACCAAAAAAGCAAAAAUUGGCGGGGGGGGGGGGGGGGGGAUGUUGCACACAGACUAUUGCACAAUGUGGUUUGUAUUUGUAUAUUUGGUUGGAAUUAAUAUUCUAUAUAUGAAGGUCAUUGUGCCCGUAUUGGGACAAAAUAUUUCCGGCCUUGCUUUACAACCUUAUUGGGUUAGCUUUGGGGGUUUGCUUAUUUUGCACUUCAUGUCUGAGCUCCUGCUUUAUAAAUGUUUGUAAACGUUAAAGCAAAGGGGUCUUUUUUUUUUUUUCUCCUUUGUUUAAAGUAUGUUUAAAAAAGAAAAAAAAAAAGUGAUGGAAAAAUAUAAACUUAUGCUGCAUAUUUUGAGGUUUCCCCAUCUUCAUGAGACUGUUUAGUGGCCUAUUGAGACCUCUUGGUGUUCUGAAUCUUCCCCAUCAUGCAUUUAUUUUUAUAAUCAAGUGAAUGUGGAGCUUGCCAUGUUUAUCCAUAGAUUCUUUUUAUUUUGUAAAGAACCUGGUGGUUGUGGUUUACCUAGAACAUAUCUGUAUCAAAAAUUGGGGAACUAGCAGAUUACUUUUUAGGCUGUAGGCUUUUUACGGUUUGCCAUUCUUGGCAAAGUGUGCUGUUAGUUGAAUAUCUGUUUCAAAUUAUGCCUAAAAAAAAAAAAUAAAAGCUGACAACCCUUUUGUCUGUUUGUGCUACCAAUGGCACUUCUUGCCUUACAAGGGUCUUUUGGACUUUGCUGAGCUGUGAACGCUUUGUGGCAACCCCAUCCUGAAAAAGGAGAUAGGCCAUCUACUUUGACAGCAAGCUAUAAUUAUCCCUUGAGGUUAAAUGGGGAAGAGUUGUGCUGUCACCUCUUAUGUUAGAGAAGGACACGCAGCUCCUCAAAGGGAGUGGUGUUUUUUUUUUUUUUUUUUUGUUUGUUUGUUUUGUUUCUUGAAUCUUUUUUUUCUCUUUAAUGACUAGAACUGUGUAUUGGGUGGAAACUGAUAACAUGUUUUAAUAUUCAGAGGUGAGUUGCUUAAAAAAAAAAAAAAAAAAACCUUCCCCAGGCCUUGUAGUGGAUAGGACAUGAAAGAUGCCACUUAUCACUAUAGCGGUCUUGCAAUUUUGCAAAAUUUUUUUUUUUUUUUCCCUUUUCUUGUAAACUAUGAAUACUGGAUUUUUAUAAAUGAAUCAAGCAGGAUGCUAAAUUUAGUGUUGUACUGCCAUUGUAAGAAGUCCAAACCUUCCAAUAAGAACUCUCCUUUUUUGAGUGGCAUAUGAUUUGUGAUGUUUUUUUAAAUCAACAUAUGCACUUAAUCCUUUUAACACACAUUGUGCAGAAAGAUGAGUAGGCAUGGAGUAUAUGGAAAUUCCUAGUUGAGUACAGUAGCAAGUAUUCAUGGUUUGACGGCUUUGAAUAAGGGUCAUUAGGUGUGUGGCCUUUCCUUUGAAAGCUAAAGAUUUUAACGUCACUGCAGAAAAUUGCAGCAUCACAUUUUCUGUAAUACAUAAACAGACUUUCCUAAUACACCCUUCAACCAGUGUCAUUUUUAAUGCAUGACCUUUGAAGAGAAAAUGGCCUUUGCAAACAAAGAACUAAUUGUGAAUUUCUUCAGUGUAGGUAGUGUUUUUUAGGUAUUGAUCUUUGACCAUAUGAUUUCGUCAGUUCAGUUUAAAAUAUCUCUUUCCACCCUACCACCCUUAUCUAGCCUAAACAGGGGGUUAUUGACCUUCCUUCAUGGAGUGUAAAUGACCCGGUCACACUAGUCUUUUAAGAACUAGGGCAUGUACUUAGUGUUAGAUGUAUAAAGUAAAGAGCAGGCUGCUACAAGAUUGCAGUUUUUUGGGUGCAGUUGGAGGACCAAA
Molecule: messenger RNA, 3585 nt
Organism: Erpetoichthys calabaricus (reedfish)
Lineage: Eukaryota; Metazoa; Chordata; Cladistia; Polypteriformes; Polypteridae
Gene: tent5c
Product: terminal nucleotidyltransferase 5C
Exons: 2
Coding region: 205-1362 (385 amino acids)
Biological process (GO): mRNA stabilization
Molecular function (GO): poly(A) RNA polymerase activity; RNA binding
Source: RefSeq, a predicted model, not a curated record